AGUCCAAAGUGUCAAUUCUUAAUCGAUCUCUUUGAUUCGACAAUUCACAAAACCCGGAAAAGAAGUAGAAUAAAGCUUUAAUCAAGCACGUUAAGUUACUUCAAUGGAAGAAAAGCCCUUAGCACCAUCAUCAUCAUCAUCUCAACCGAACAUGGUUUCUCCAUCAUCAGGCUUCAAACCAAAAUUAAACGACCAAGAUUAUAUGGAGCUGGUGUGGGAAAAUGGGCAGAUUCUCGCAAAGAGUCGAAGACCCAAGAACAACGGUUCUUUUCAAAACCGACGUACGCAGUCUCUUUUGGAUUUGUAUGAGGCCGAGUACUAUGACGGCCGCUUCAAGAAAAACAUCAAGAAUCUUGGAGACACACAAGUCGUUCCUGUGAGCGAAUCUCAGCCACGACAAAAUAAAGAUAACGAUGAACAAAUGAUUAACAAGAAGAAGUCGUCCUCCAAGAUCGAAUCUGAUCAGAGAAAUGUUUCGAAAAGCAACAAACGUGUUGCGUCAUCAACAUUGAUUGAUGAUUCUGCUAAAGGUCCAAAGAAUGUUGAGGUUACUACCUCUCCUCCUGAUGAGCAAUCUGUAGCUGUUGGAAGAUCCACUGAAUUGUAUUUUGCUUCUUCAUCCAUGUUUUCUCGAGGAACUUCUAUAGAUCAAAGUUUUUGUUCUUUGAAGAGGAACCUUGGUGACACUGAAGAAGAAGAAUCAACCUAUUUAAUUAGUAAUAAUUCGGAUGAUGAAUCAGAUGAUGAUGAGAAGACACAAGUCCAUGUCAGAACAAGAAAGCCGGCUGCUAAGAGAAAACGAAGCACAGAAGUCCAUAAGUUAUCUGAAAGAAAGCGAAGAGAUGAAUUCAACAAGAAAAUGCGUGCUUUGCAGGACCUACUACCUAGCUGUGUCAAGGACGAUAAGGCAUCAUUAUUGGAUGAGGCCAUCAAAUAUAUGAGGACCCUUCAACUUCAAGUUCAGAUGAUGAGUGUGGGAAAUGGAUUGAUAAGACCACCAACAAUGUUACCAGUGGGUCAUUAUUCUCAUCCCAUGGGUCUAGGAAUGCAUAUGGGCGCAGCAACAACACCAGUUGUACCGCAGUUUCUGCCUAUGAAUGUUCAUGGAAACGGGUUUCCAGGGAUUAACAAUGUAUCAUCACAAAUGCUAAGCUUUCUUAGUCACCCCACAGGACUAAUUCCCAACUCUCCCAUCUUUUCUCCAUUGGAAAAUUGCUCUCAGCAAUUCGUCGUGCCUUCGUGUGUUCCUCAGACUCAGGCUACUUCUUUUACUCAUCAGUUCCCAAAGUCUGCGUCCUCCUCAAACUUAGAAGAUGCAAUGCAAUUCAGAGGAAGUAAUGGUUAUUACCGCUAGCUAAACUAAAUAAAGAUUUGUAGAUAUAUAGUACGACAUGAUGUCUUUUCCAACUUAAGUUGACUUGGGAAAAAACUCAUAUUUCCAAGUAAGUUUGUAUAGUAGUCUCUGGGCAUCAGUUAGGGCCUUUGGUCUUGGAAGG
This is a messenger RNA of Capsella rubella, 1496 nucleotides long. Its product is annotated as transcription factor PIL1. Bases 104 to 1354 code for a protein of 416 amino acids. Gene Ontology annotation, molecular function: protein dimerization activity; DNA-binding transcription factor activity. NCBI's taxonomy places the organism in Eukaryota, Viridiplantae, Streptophyta, Magnoliopsida, Brassicales, Brassicaceae. The record is from RefSeq and is a predicted model, not a curated record. Gene Ontology annotation, biological process: regulation of DNA-templated transcription. The transcript is spliced from 6 exons.